UAACUUGUCGCUCGCUUCUAGCGUGAUGAGCUCAUCACCCCGCCCCUGGCUAGCGCGACGCCGGCGGAGGCUAGGCGGAAGUGACGCGAACGGAGUCGAGUAGAGGUGGCUCGAGCGCUCCUGGGCUACCGUCGCUGUGUCCUCCUUCUGGUCGGCGCGGCCGGGCCUGGUCGCCUUCUCCUCCUCCGGCUGCUGCUCUCGGCCGCCCCGCGCCCAGUCCUGCCAUGUCGGCGCCCGGAGGAGCCGGCGGCGAGUUCGGCAACCCGCUGCGCAAGUUCAAGCUGGUUUUCCUCGGCGAGCAGAGCGUUGGAAAGACCUCCCUGAUCACCAGGUUUAUGUAUGAUAGUUUCGAUAAUACUUAUCAGGCAACUAUUGGAAUUGAUUUCCUCUCAAAGACAAUGUAUCUAGAAGACCGCACGAUCAGGCUGCAGCUGUGGGACACAGCCGGCCAGGAGAGAUUCCGCAGCCUCAUUCCCAGCUACAUCCGGGACUCUGCUGCGGCUGUCAUUGUCUUUGACAUUACAAAUCUGAAUUCCUUUCAACAAACCUCCAAAUGGAUUGAUGACGUGCGAACAGAAAGAGGAAGUGAUGUCAUCAUCAUGCUGGUGGGGAAUAAAACUGACCUAGCAGACAAAAGGCAAAUUACUACAGAAGAAGGUGAACAGAGAGCCAAAGAACUGAGUGUGAUGUUUAUUGAGACGAGUGCAAAGACUGGAUACAAUGUGAAACAGCUUUUCCGCCGCGUGGCUGCUGCCUUGCCUGGGAUGGAUAGCACUCCUGAGAAAAGCAAAGAUGACAUGAUCGACAUCAAACUAGAGAAACCUCCGGAGCAGCCGGUAACGGAGAGCGGUUGCUCCUGUUAAAAGGCUCCCUGGUGUGGCAACCCCUUCCUGAUUGGCCUGUCCGGUCUCGCUGAAGAGCAUCACUUUUCAUUGACUAGAGCAACUUAACUUUCUGCGGGCCGAAAGCCCAGUCUGAUCCGCGACUGUUCUGUGGACAGCCCUGGCUGCCCCCUCCUACUGCAUGGUGUGACCCCUCAAACGUGUCCUGUCCCUUGUUGGUUGUUGCACUUUGGUGCAGUGGCACCCUUUACUCUGUCUCUUAUCUUGGGCGUGUGCACGCCUCGUUGUGUUGUCCUACAAAUGCAAAGGGAGUAGCUGUUCCCAGUUGAGGAAGACACUGAUAAGCCUGCGGCAGAGGAGCUCACAGGCUGGGGGUCCUCUUCCCACUCCCCUCCCCAUAACGUCUCCAGUGCGGCUGUUCUCCCCUUUCAGAGGCUGCUCCUUCUGUUUGCUUUGGCCAUGCCUGCUCUUGCAGUGGGAGGGGGUGCCCUUAGCAUCUGUUUACUUCCCUCCGUUUGGUUUUUCUCCUUUCCUGAGGGUGGAGGAAUGUAGCUCAGAAUAUCCCUACCAGACAGGAAAGAUUUCUGUUAGCAUGGGGUCCAGGAUCUUUAAAGAACACUCACCCUUUCCCCCAAAAGGAUGUUGCUGCUCAGUUAAGUUAUAUGAAUGGAGAAGAUGGGCAAUUUUAGGUUAACAGAUGUGGAGUCUUGCGUGCAGAUCCUGGUGCUUGCAUCGUGACAAACCCUGGUUCUCAGAACCUGGUGUAGGAAGUUCUUGAGUACCUUUUUGCAUAUCUCCAGUUCUCCCCUGAGUCCUCUCCUUCCCACCCUACCCCCAAAGCACUCGAUAAGACCUCUUUCUGGACAAGCUACAAAGUCCACAGUUGUUAGCUGAAUUAAACAGGGACUUUGCAGGCUGGACUUGGUCCAAUAUCGGGAGCUGCUAUUUUUGUUUAAUUUAGCCUUUUUAUUGCAUUUUUCAUAUGCAAAGUGCUCUACAGAUCUCUCCAUGCUUGCUACAACUCUGAGAAGACACAGCUCCCUAUUCCAUUUCUAGAAGGGGGGCCCCAUAGCCCUCAACCACAUCUGUGAACCUCCAUCCAAGUUCUGUUUUGUUCCGCUGGGCUGGCCUGCAGAGUUUCAAGUGAGCGUGACCAUCGCUCCUCUCAGACUAGUCCGGCAGCUGUAUAUGAAGUGAGAUGCAAGGGGUCUUCAUUUUAUUUUCCCAGAACCUCCUGUUGACCAGUUCUCAAAGUCUAGAUAGAGAAAUAUGUGUGUGUGUGUGUGUGUGUGUGUGUAUAUGUGUGUGUGUAUGUAUAUAUAUGUGUGUGUGUGUGUGUGUGUGUGUGUGUGUGUGUGUGUGUGUGUGUAUGGGGUAGUUCAGGUUUUUACUUGAUACAUAACAGAAGAAACUUUAAUUCCUGUCUGUCUGUCAAUUCUGCAUAAGAAUGACAUGUGUAGCUGUUUUCGGGGGGGGGGGACCAUAGAUGUAUCCUGAUUACCACCGAACAUGUGUUCCGAGACCUCCCCCUGCCGGUGGUUGCAGUUCAGACUGGGAGACGGGUCGAAGUCAGCAUGAACUGGGGAACCACUUGUGGUAUUUGUUGGGAAACGAUUCACUUGGUUUGAUUUCUGGCUGUGUCUGUCUGUUUGUAAAAGCCAAGCAUGGUAAGCCCUUGGCUCAUCCCUCGUACUGAAUGCCUCUGGGGUCCUCUUUGUCGCACUUGCGCAUGGGAUGGGGCCCCUCUUGGCUGGAGCUUCUUAGUAUAGUCUGUGGAUGCUUCUGUAGGCAUGGCUGUAGGACAGGGCUGCUCAACUUCAGCCCUCCUGCAGAUGUUGGCCUACAACUCCCAGAAUCCCUGGCUUAUUGGCCACUGUGGCUGGGGAUUAUGGGAGUUGUAUCCUAAAAGCAGCUGGGGGGCCUAAGUUGAGUAGGCCUACUUUAGGAGUAGGAGGCUGUUGGGUGUGGGGGCAAGAGCAGGCAACUUUUCCUACCGAUUUACUUUGUCUCACCUUGGGGUGAAGGGUGUUUCUUCGUUUCAAUGGAGUGAAGGGAGAUAUUGGUCUCUUGUGACGUCUUCCCUCCUAUUCUGAUGCCCUUGGGCCUAACCUUUGGGCAACGAAUGUGUGUAAUCUGUGCUGGAGGAAUAUUUGGGAUACAGCCUGUGGUGAGGGAAGUCUCAGAAGAGUGUGAGUGUGGAUACUGGAGUGCAGCCUUCUUGGGACUGCUGAAGGGAUUUCCUUGCUUCCGCAUUGGAUGCUGCCACUAUGUACAGGAUUUCAGGUUUUUUGUCAUCUUUAUUUUCUUCCACUGAGAUAAUGUGUUACGAUAGGCAUGGUGAGGUUUCCAUCUAGUUAUGCACAGACUUCUCUUUUAGUAGAAUAGGAUCAGAAGUGUACUUACAAGUUCUGAUCUUGGCUUGGUUGACUGCUGAACAGUGGGGUUGUUAGCUUGCUUGGUUACAAACGGUUAUGCUACACUUCACGGUGUCUUUCCUCACACACACGUCAUACACAGCCCUCAUUGCAAACUUCCUACACACUUUUUCUCCCUGCAGCAUUGACAACCAAACCAUGAUGUAUACUUCUGGGCCACAUAACCAUGCACAGUUUCCCCCAGACUCUUCUCCCCCAGACUCUUCCCGGGCCAUUCUUACUCCACACAUUAACUGAUUUUUUUUCCCCCAACUACCAUUCUCCCUGACUUCCUCCCACUCAGGGCUGCUGUUGAUAAUAUGGAGACCAACCCCUUCCUUACCAGUUAAACUCAAGUGAACACAACAGAGUCUUUCUCCUCCUAACUCACUUCAUCACAGUGGGCGGGGGGGGGGGUUGGAGUUGCUUGAAGGGAGGUCAGCAGAACAGCACCAGAAAGCUUUCUUCCUCCUUUCCCUACCUCUGGCCUAUCACCAGAAUACUUCCUUGGAACCCCUGAAAGGGGAUAGCCAUACCUCGACCUUGGAUAUGUUAACUGGACCUUUCCCCAUGAAGUGUGCUGCUUUUGUCAGGUGCACGUGGUUCUCGCCACAGGGGUGGGCCUGCAGAGGGUUUAUUCCUUCCAUUUUGUGAUGCCCUUCCUUCGCCCAGCUUAAUAGGGUUGCCACCUUCCUUUCCAGCAGAGGCUCCUGUCCCCCUUACUACACAGCGAGAAACUUAACAUGUGCAACUUCUCCCUCCAGAUGAAAACCUUUACCUGUUGAAUUCCUAAGGCAUCACUGCAACAGUGAAACACACGUAGUUCUGAAUUAGGAAGACAUUUCUUCAUUCUCGGAUUACUGUGACUUCCGCUCUUAGCUGAAAAAGCCCGAUCUUUAUGUUACACUAGGUUUCCAGAUCCGUAACCUUGUUGGUUGGUUUGCUCCACAAGUAUGAGUGGUUUCGGGGUGGUUUUUUUUGUUUGUUUUUACUAAGUUACCCUACCAGUGCAGGGAGGAUGUUGCCUUUUCCCAGGAGUUGUAGCAUUUAGAUUCAGUUCUCAUAAUCGCCAAUUCCGAAAUCUCAUACAUUUGGUAGGGUGUGGGAUUGCACUGAGCAUGCCGUCCUCUCUCUGAGGUGAAAGGAUUAUAGGGAUUUGACUGGUAAUGGAUUAUCUGCCCCAUCUAGCAUAUGAGAUUUGGGAAUCGGUGAGUGAGACUCUCUGCCAAUAAUAGGAAAGAGACAAAGGCUCGCAUUGCUUAGAAUUCUGGGUUCUCUUUGUGCCUGUUGCACCUUGAAGGAAUAGGGGACUGUAUUAGGAUUUUUAAAAAACCAAAAACCUUGCAGGUAGUUUAAGGUAUCUCACUCACCCGUGGCCACAGAAAGCCAGCCUUAAGAGAAAUGGCUACUUGUCUGGUGCUGUGGAUUUAUCUAGUAUUCUUUUCUGGAACCUUGUAAGAAUUCAGCACAGGCACCCUGUAUGCAAAGGAUGUGUCCUCUCCUCCUCAGUCGCCUCUCUGGAAGAGCUGGUAAUCCUACGAGCUUGGCCUUCACCAGUUCUGAAAGUGAAUGCCACUGCAAAGGCGUGUGUGUGCGUGCUCCCUGUUGUGUGGGAAUUGCCGAUGUCCUGUCAGUGUGUGUCUUUCUCUCUCUUUACAGUUGAAAUGGUGCCACUGAUGUCCUUUCUCACUGGCAGCCCAGUUCUGCCGCUGCUGUGGUGGUGUUCUCUCAAGACACACUGGAAACAUGUUUUUCCAGAGAAUAGGGGGGAAAUACUUAAAUGUUUGUGGGGAGGGGUGGGGCGGUCGGGCAGGCAGGGAGGAAACCCUAGUGAACAGCAUCAUUCACUUUCCUCUGCCUUCUCUGUGGAUGUGUAUAUUUUGAGUGUGUGUCUCUGGCUCUGCUGUCUCCUAGCUGUUAGCCAAGUAAGUGACUCUUAAUAUAUGAAUAUUGAUUGUCGGACUACAGCCGUGUAUCACACUAAAUAAAGUUAAUUUCACCACUGC
Molecule: messenger RNA, 5262 nt
Organism: Hemicordylus capensis (graceful crag lizard)
Lineage: Eukaryota; Metazoa; Chordata; Lepidosauria; Squamata; Cordylidae
Product: ras-related protein Rab-6B-like
Exons: 8
Coding region: 225-863 (212 amino acids)
Molecular function (GO): GTPase activity; GTP binding
Source: RefSeq, a predicted model, not a curated record